AUGGGCGAGUCUUCAGUAAAGGACCGCCUGCGCGCCCAGUCCAAUGCCUUUGAUGGCAUCCUGAGUCUUAUUCCUGCCAAGAUGUACUACGGUGAAGACACAAGCGAUCAAUGGAAUAAGAAGAAGCAGACGAAAGAAGAAGCGGCCGCCGCCCGUCGCGGAAAGUUGGAUCCUGAUAGCGAGUUGAACCGCAAUGCUAAGGAGGUCAUGGACGAGCGCGCCAAGAACAAGCGCAAGCUGCGCGAGAUGGAGCAACAGGAUGAAGCCGAUAACGAUGACGACUGGGAAAACUACGAGCCCGUUCCAGGCGUAGACUCUGAGAAGCCGGGUGAGGGUCUCAAGGCUGCUAAGACUGAGAACAACAAGAAGCAGAAGCUCGCCGACGAGAACGACGAUACAGAGCCCAAGGCACCGGCUGAAGCAACUCCCUCUAAGGUGUCUAGGAGAGAGGAAAAGAAGGCGGCUAAGAAGGAUAAGAAGAAGGAUAAGAAAACCGAAAAGACGACAAAGGCCGAGGCAGAUGAGACUGAGAGCAAUGAUGCGCCAGCCCCUACACCAAAAGCCCAGAAGCAACCUGCCAAGAAGCAAGCAAAGAGCCCUGCCACUAAGGUUCAGAAGCAAAAAGAGGAGAAGAAGGAAGAGGAGACAACAAAUAAAGGCGACGGCGAAGUUUUGCCUAUGGAUAUCUCUGGUAUGGAGAAAGAGGAUGAGGUUAGCGGCAACUCGAGUCACGAAUCCGAGCCACACUCCCCUACGUUUGACACAAACGAUUCCACAGCAGCCCCUGCAGAGACUACCACCGACCCUGCCAGCACCACUACCUCCAUCUCAUCCACCGUCGCCCCUUCAGAAAAGCCCAAGCACAUCAAGCUCCCGGCCGACACCACUGCCAUCCGAGCACGCCUUGCUGCCAAGAUUGAGGCUCUCCGUGCUGCCCGAAAAGCUGAUGGCCCUGAUGGAAAGCCCAUUCGCACACGCCAGGAGCUUAUUGAAUCGAGACGAAAGAAACAAGAGGCCCGAAAAGCCCACAAGCAGGAGUUGCGCAUGCAGGCUAAGCUUGAGGAGCAACGCAAGCGUGAGGAGGCAUUGAUAUCAAACUCGCCUGGUAUUAUGAGCCCCGCUGUCGAGCUUGAUGAGAAUGCUAGCAACUUCACCUUUGGUCGGGUUGCCUUCGGCGAUGGUGCCCAACUCUCUCGCGACCUUGGCCAUGUGCUGACCCAGGGCAAGAAGAAGGGUCCUUCGGAUCCCAAGACAGCUCUCAUCAAGGUCCAGAACCAGAAGAAGCGUCUUCAGGAGCUUGAUGCCGAGAAGCGAGCUGAUAUUGCCGAGAAGGAUGCCUGGCUGACAGCUCGCCGUCGCGCAGAGGGCGAGAAGAUCCGCGACGAUGAAGCUCUUCUCAAGCGCGCCGUCAAGCGAAAGGAGGUUGCCAAGAAGAAGAGUGAGAAGGCCUGGCGCGAGCGAUCUGACGGCGUUAAGCUAGCUCAGAAGGAACGUCAGCGCAAGCGAGAAGAGAACCUGCGCGCGCGCCGCGAUGACAAGAUGCUAGGCAAGGCCGGCAAGAAGAAGAAGAAGGCCGGUGCCGCUGGUGCUAAGAAGAAGGGUCGCCCUGGUUUCGAGGGAAGCCUGGGCGUUGGAGGUGGAAAGAAGGGUGGAAAGAAAUGA
Molecule: messenger RNA, 1662 nt
Organism: Fusarium coffeatum
Lineage: Eukaryota; Fungi; Ascomycota; Sordariomycetes; Hypocreales; Nectriaceae
Exons: 3
Coding region: 1-1662 (553 amino acids)
Biological process (GO): ribosomal large subunit biogenesis; ribosomal small subunit biogenesis
Cellular component (GO): nucleolus
Molecular function (GO): DNA binding; RNA binding
Source: RefSeq, a predicted model, not a curated record